UGGCGACUGUGUUGACUCAGUAAGGAUCAGCUAUCCCUGCCCGCCUCUCUCUCAGCUCUCUACAGCGGCAUGCAGAGCCAGAGCUGACCCAGCCAGACAGACAGGGCCAGCUCCCCUCCCUGUCUCAAGCUCCGGAACCACAACAGGCACAGGACGCACCUCGAUCCAGCUGAGAUGCCCCUUCAUCGGCACCUCUCCUCUCUUCACACAUUCUGAUGACUUACCAUACAUACAAUUGUCAACCUUUUUGCUGGGCAGCAGGUGGAAAAAGCGUAAAACAACCACCGAUGGCUUCUAUGGGAUGUGGCCUGCGUAUCCAGGGCGAUGACAACCUCCAGUCCAUGAUUGUUGGCACAGUGAUGAGGAAGAUUAAGUCUCGCACCUGGAAGAAGCAGCGUUACUUCAAGCUGCAGGAGGACUGCAUGACCAUCUGGUACAAGUCCAAGAAGGCUGGGAACACCCACUCCACAUUCUCUGUGAAUGACGUGGAGACGGUGCGUGAGGGCCACCAGUCAGAGGUUUUGCUCAGCAUCGCAGACGAGUUUCCCCCGGACCGCUGCUUCACCCUGGUGUUCCGUGGUCGCCGUGGCAACCUGGACCUGGUGGCAGACUCGGCCGAUGAGGCCCAGUCCUGGAUCAAAGGCAUGAAGAAGCUGAUCGAGAACCUGGAGAACAUGGGCGAGAGUGAGAAGCUUGACCAGUGGAUCUGUGAAUGGUUUAAGAAGGCUGAUAAGAACAAUGACGGCAGAAUGAACUUCCCGGAGAUCAGGGUCCUGCUGAAGAUGAUGAACGUGGACAUGAACGAACAUCACGCUCACCGACUCUUCAUGACGGCAGACAAGUCUCAGACGGGGACUCUGGAGGAUGAUGAGUUUGUCCUGUUCUACAAGAUGCUGACCCAGAGAGAGGACAUUCUCAGGGUGUUCCAGGACUACUCUGGCGACGGACAGAAGCUGUCUCUGCGGGACCUGGAGGAGUUCCUGAGAGAUGAACAACUGGAGGAGGUGGACGGGGUUCAGCAGCUGGCCAUGGAGCUCAUCGAGCGCUACGAACCCUCCGACACAGCGAAGAUGCUGAAGGCCAUGUCUAUCGACGGUUUCCUGAUGUACCUGGCGUCGGCUGAGGGCUCCAUCUUCCACCCCAGACAGCAAAGCCUGUACCAGGACAUGACUCAGCCCCUCAACCACUACUUCAUCUCCUCUUCACACAACACAUACCUGAUGGAGGACCAGCUUCGAGGACACAGCAGUGUCGAGGGAUACAUACGGGCUUUGAAGCGAGGCUGUCGGUGUGUAGAAGUAGACUGUUGGGACGGUCCCAAUGGAGAGCCUAUCGUCUACCACGGACACACCUUCACCUCCAAGAUCCUCUUCAAAGAUGUUGUGAUCGCACUGAGAAACUAUGCCUUCAAGGUAUCAGAAUACCCGGUCAUCCUGUCCACCGAGAACCACUGCGGUGUUGAACAGCAGCGAGUCAUGGCCCAACACCUCAACACCAUCCUUGGGGACAAGCUGCUGAAAAGCACCCUGGAUGGAAAGAUACCCGUCAGCUUUCCUUCUCCUGAGGAGCUGAAGGGGAAGAUUCUUCUCAAGGGGAAGAAGAUCGGAGGUCUGGAGGAGAGUCUGAACGGGCCGGUGGAGCCGGAGGACUCCCUGACAGGAGAGGUGAGCGACGAGGACGAGGCGGCUGACAUCGAUGAGGACAGCCUCCACAGCAACAGCCUCCGACGCAUGGCCAAGAAAUCGAAGCAGCGUCUGUCAAAGGAGCUGUCGGACUGUGUGGUUUACUGCAAGAGUGUCCACUUCAGCAGCUUCAAGCACUCCCGCAUUCACUCCAAGUUCUACGAGAUAUCCUCCUUCACAGAGUCCAAAGCCCGCAAACACUUGAGAGAGGCAGGGGCAGAGUUUGUGCAUCACAAUGCCAGGCAACUGACCAGGGUUUAUCCCAGUGGCCUCAGAACAGACUCCUCCAACUUCAACCCACAGGAAAUGUGGAACACAGGGACUCAAAUAGUUGCGUUGAAUUUCCAGACGGCAGGGGUUGAGAUGGACCUCAACGAUGGACUGUUUAGUCAAAAUGGCCGCUGUGGCUACGUCCUCAAACCUGACUUCAUGAGGAUGCCAGAGAGGAGUUUCGAUCCGGAGGUUCCAAUUAACCGGGAAGGCUACCGACCCCUCAGUCUCUGCAUUCAGGUGAUCAGUGGACAGCAGCUUCCCAAAGUGAAUAUCAAGGAGAGCUCCGUUGUGGACCCGUUUGUGAGAGUGGAGAUCCAUGGAGUUCCUCUAGACCAGGCCAAGCAGGAGACCAGAUACAUAGACAACAAUGGAUUCAAUCCAGUGUGGUAUGACACUUUGCGGUUCACCAUACAUGCACCUGAACUGGCCCUGGUACGCUUUGUGGUGGAGGACUACGACAAGGCGUCAAGGAAUGAUUUUGUCGGACAGUAUACCUUGCCUUUCUCAUGUAUUCAGCAAGGAUACCGUCACAUCCACCUCCUGUCGAAGGACGGAACCAGUAUUCCUCCCGCCUCCUUAUUUGUACAUGUUAGAAUCACUAACCUGGUAUGAGCUGAACUCUAGAGAUUCCAGUCGCUGCUUACCUCCCUGGCAUUUACAAGACUUGUAGAUGGAACAGGUGGAAGGUGGAAGACGCUGAAGGUGGAAGACGCUGAAGGUGGAAGACGCUGAAGGUGGAAGACGCUGAAGGUGGAAGACGCUGAAGGUGGAAGACGCUGAAGAACAAACCAUCAUAGUUUCCCCAGGCAGUUUUGACAUUCAAGAGCUAGUUUCACAAACUAUGUAAGGAAUAGUUCCUGUAACUACUUCCUCAAAAUAGUAUGUAAUGUUGUGCAUAUACUAAGCCAAAUUUUUUUGUAGGUAUUAAUGUACUUUUAGAAAGUAUGAUUGGUGUGGUUUUCACUUGUGAUCUUACAAUUCUAUAUUUACAGUGUGUAUUCUCAAUCUGAUGUAUUACUGAAGAACUGGCUCUGGGAUGAUUCUGUUUUUCCAACUCUAUUUCAUCACAUGCUAGUCAACUACACAGCUGUACUUGAGAUUAUUUUUUUGUUUUGUUGCAAUGAUACUGUAUGUAGCGGAGAAGUGUGCCUCCACUGGUCAAGAGUAAUGACACAUUUCAACAUAAUUUAAGUCGGUCAUCUUAUCCACACCACAGUAUUUUCGAUGAACCAAGCUCCUCAAGAACGUAACAUUGAUGAGACUGUUUAGUUAGAGUUGCCUAGGCUUACUGCAGGACACAUUUCCUCCCUCUUUUGCCUAUUGGCAAGUUUUGGUUUAAAAUGGGUUAUGACGCCAAUGAAACCUAAUAUACUCCAGUCCUCUCUCUCUCUCUCUCUUUCUCUAAUGCAUAUUAUAAUUUCCAUGAACAAUAUUCUGAACAAUUCGUUUAGUAUAAACAGCAAUAACAGCGGGAUUAAAAAAUGCCUCAACUUGUGUCAUCUGUUUUGGAUCAUUUUAUAGAAGAUGUAAAUAUUUUCUGCUGGGUUAAUAGUUGUAUAUUUUUGUACACGCACUGUGUGUGUUCGUGAUGUAUAGCAGGGGUCUCCAACCCUGUUCCUAGAGAGCUACCCCACUGUAGAUAUUUUGCUCCAAUCCCAGUUGUAACUAACAACCAGCUUUAUCAACCAACUAAUUAUUAGAAUCAGCUGUGCUAGAUUAGGGUUUGGAGUGAAAAUCUACAGGACGCUCGCUUUCCAGGAACAGGGUUGGAGAUCCCUGAUGCAUAGCCUAUUGUAUUGUGUUAUAGCAUACCUAUUAACUCUUUUGUAUUAUUGGCCAGUUCAGACUUCAUAGACCUAUAUUAUUUGUAUAUGUAUUUAACUAUGUAUGCAUGUUUCUACAGUAUUUAGUUAUUUGCCAUAUCCAUUUGCAAAUAAAGAUGAUUUUCAAUUA
Molecule: messenger RNA, 3908 nt
Organism: Oncorhynchus nerka (sockeye salmon)
Lineage: Eukaryota; Metazoa; Chordata; Actinopteri; Salmoniformes; Salmonidae
Gene: plcd4a
Product: phospholipase C, delta 4a
Exons: 16
Coding region: 216-2567 (783 amino acids)
Biological process (GO): release of sequestered calcium ion into cytosol; phosphatidylinositol-mediated signaling; lipid metabolic process
Molecular function (GO): calcium ion binding; phosphatidylinositol-4,5-bisphosphate phospholipase C activity
Source: RefSeq, a predicted model, not a curated record